UUUGUUUCUGUGAGUGAGACGCGACGAUGGAGCAGAGCUGGAGCUCUUUCUUAUUCCAGCAGGCUAAUGAAGCCCUUCACCACCAGCACCAGGUGGCCCCGAACAGCCUGCUGCCACUGCUGAACUCUGAGCCGCAGGACCAGAAGCCUGUGAUGCCCAUUCCUCUGGACCACAAGCCCCCCGUCAGCGCCGCCGAGCUCCUCAAGGACAACGUAGCCAGCGGGACAGGGGGAGGAGGGGGUGGGAAUGCCGGAGGAGGUGGUCCAAUGCCCGUGAUCAAGAAAGAGCACAAGAGCAAGACGCCAUUCAUCUGCGGCUACUGCAACAAGGCCUUUCGUGACAGCUACCACCUCCGCCGGCAUGAGUCCUGCCACACCGGCAUCAAAAUGGAGUCCAGACCCAAGAAAACUGCACAAGCAGCACCCACCAUGGUCCCACUCAUCUCCACCAUGUCCCAUGAGACCACGGGCAACCCUGCCUACAUCUCAACCAUUGCUGGCAUCCUUUCCACGGCAACCACUUCAACGUCCUCCGCUUCUACUAUCAUGUCCCCGAUGUCCAUGUCCAAUGUGACCCAACACAGUGCCCCCAAAAAGCCACCCAAACCCGUAAAGAAGAACCACGGCUGUGAAAUGUGCGGGAAAGCCUUCCGGGACGUUUACCAUCUGAACCGUCACAAGCUGUCACACUCGGACGAAAAACCAUUCGAGUGUCCUAUAUGCCAGCAGCGCUUUAAGAGGAAAGAUCGCAUGACGUACCACGUGCGCUCACACGACGGAGGCGUCCACAAACCUUACAUCUGUUCUGUGUGUGGAAAGGGCUUCUCGAGGCCUGACCAUCUCAGCUGCCAUGUGAAGCAUGUUCAUUCCUCAGAGAGACCUUUCAAAUGCCAAGUAACGGCCUGUACAUCAGCCUUUGCCACCAAAGACAGACUUCGGUCACAUAUGAUUCGCCACGAGGGGAAAGUCACUUGUAACGUGUGCGGAAAGAUGCUGAGCGCCGCCUACAUCACCAGCCACUUAAAAACACACGGCCAGAGCAACUUCAACAAUGCCUGUAACAAAGUAGGAGAUUGGCAGUGGAACCACUCAGGGCUCCAAAAAGACAGCACUGAAGUCUGCAACUCUGCCUCCACCACGUCAGUUACAGCCACAAACCCCAUCACCACUGCAAUGAACCGCGGCAACACCAGCAACCCCGUUACCAUAGCAGCCCAGAUGAACAUCUCUACCAACACGGUCAACAUCACGUCUCCCGUCAGCCUGCAGCACCCGGUUACCCUCACCGGCCCUGUGAACAUCGCAUCUGUCAACAUCCCAGCCACAGCGUCCAUGAACAUCGCCCACCCAGUGGCCAUCACCACACCCAUGCCCAUGAACAUCGCCGGACCGCUCAACAUCGCCAUGAGACCUAUGGACACUAUGCCCUUCCUGUCCCAAGUCCUGCAGUCUUCUCACUGGUAGAACCAGGGGCGCUGACCAGCAUUUUUGCCCUGACUGCCGUGCUACUGACACCUGAGUGGCGUGAACAAACCCAUCCCAUGGCUACAUUGCAACA
This is a messenger RNA of Sinocyclocheilus anshuiensis, 1557 nucleotides long. RefSeq names its product vascular endothelial zinc finger 1-like. Gene Ontology annotation, biological process: regulation of transcription by RNA polymerase II. Gene Ontology annotation, molecular function: RNA polymerase II cis-regulatory region sequence-specific DNA binding; DNA-binding transcription activator activity, RNA polymerase II-specific. The record is from RefSeq and is a predicted model, not a curated record. Gene Ontology annotation, cellular component: nucleus. Lineage: Eukaryota; Metazoa; Chordata; Actinopteri; Cypriniformes; Cyprinidae. The transcript has 6 exons. The coding region runs from base 27 to 1463 and encodes 478 amino acids.